Molecule: messenger RNA, 741 nt
Organism: Hyaloscypha bicolor E
Lineage: Eukaryota; Fungi; Ascomycota; Leotiomycetes; Helotiales; Hyaloscyphaceae
Exons: 2
Coding region: 1-741 (246 amino acids)
Source: RefSeq, a predicted model, not a curated record
AUGCCUCCGACGACUUCAAUCCCGCGGUUCCUGCUACCGCAGAGGAGCGCAAUGUGGCGUACACGUCUCUCGAUACCCGCUUCAACCUCCCACACGAUGCGCAAUGCCUCGAACCAGAAAAAGAACUCGAACUCGAAAUCAAAGCCACUCGUGCUCGAAAAGCCUUCCAAGUUCACACCUCCAUCCCACCCAGCUCAACUCCGUAAACAGGGCCCUCGAUAUCCAGGUCCCCAGUUAUCCGAUGAGGAGAUAGCGAGGCAAACGACAAAGAAGUACCCGAAUAUGAUGCCUCCGGAGGGGAGUUUUAUGCAUUGGUUUAUGAACAACAAGACUAUUCACAUGUGGAUUACGCUGGGCACGCUUUUCACGUUAGCAGGAACUGUCUGGAUCACAAACUUCAAGCGCAAUUCUCCAUUUGCAGAUAUGCUGCCUUCAUGGACACAGUUAUUCAUCCACCCAAUAGCAUGUGUCCGCACGUUCAUGGAAGUCUUGAAAUUGGACUCCGAGCGCAGUACUGCGGAAACGAUGGAACGAAGGAAGAGGAAGGUGGAGGAUGUGCAAAAGCGGGCUGCGUACCGGAAAGCUCAUGGCAUGGAGACGGAUGAUUUUGGCGGAUGGACCGCAAAGAGUGAUGGACAGCUAUUGGGCCCUGGCAUGCCAAUUGGCGAUGCGGAAGGAGAACAGCCAACUGAGCAAGUGAGACCCAAAAAGCCGCUGAAGAAGUGGUUGGGAAUUUGGUAG